This is a messenger RNA of Oryzias melastigma (Indian medaka), 1316 nucleotides long. RefSeq names its product synaptoporin (gene synprb). The transcript has 7 exons. NCBI's taxonomy places the organism in Eukaryota, Metazoa, Chordata, Actinopteri, Beloniformes, Adrianichthyidae. The record is from RefSeq and is a predicted model, not a curated record. Gene Ontology annotation, cellular component: synaptic vesicle; synaptic vesicle membrane. Bases 1 to 1170 code for a protein of 389 amino acids.
AUGCCUCCUCCAGCAGAUGAAGGAAGGCGCAGGCCCCGGUGGUCAGUCAGUCGCUCUCCGGGAGAUGACAGACAGCAGUGCGCGCGGCGCUGGAGGAGCUCGGGCUGCCUGUGCUCCGAGUUCUCGUCAGUGCUUACGUCUUUUCUGGAUUUUAUUGGUCGGUCGGUGCUGCGGAUACAGUGCUGCACAUGCGCACUCGGACUGCUGCGGAUUGUGGCUGAGUUGUUAGGGGAAGCACUGACGAAAAUCCCGGACAGCCGUGUAACAUUUGUGUUUUCUGUCGACCAGAUAUUUGCCAUUUGUGCAUUUGCAACAUGUGGGGGGUACUCUGGUCAUCUCCAGGUUAAGGUGGACUGUGCAGGCAGGAAGCAGAGCAACCUGAGCAUCAAUGUUGACUUCGCGUAUCCAUUCAGAUUACACCAAGUGCACUUCAAGGCUCCCCUGUGUGACGGAAACUCUGAGGAAGUCGUUUUUCUGGAUGGUGACUUCUCCACAGCUGCUGAGUUCUUUUUGACUGUGGGUGUUUUUGCCUUUUUGUACUCUCUCCUGGCGACGGUCGUUUACAUCUUCUACCAGAACAAGUACUUGAAGAACAACAGAGGACCUCAUGUGGAUUUUUUCGUCACCGUCCUCUUCUCCCUCCUGUGGAUGGUCAGCAGCUGCUUCUGGGCCAAAACUCUUGCCGACUUGAAAGCAUCAACAAGCCCGACCCAGGUGCUUCUGCUCAUCUCUGCUUGUAGAGCUCCUAAAAACACGUGUUCUGCCGCACAGGAGCCGGUCUGGUCUCGCCUCAACACGUCUGCUGUUUUUGGUUUUGUUAACGUCAUCCUCUGGUCUGGGAAUAUUUGGUUUGUGUUUAAGGAGACGGGUUGGUACAAGACGGGUCAGAGGUACCCCAUCAGGAGUGCUUCUGGGAAACGCUCCAGCGAGAUGCGACAGCGACUCUACAGCGAGAGCAGCUUCGAGCAGCCAGAGGAGAGCUUUGGCCCGUCGCUGCAAGACGCUCUCAGUCCGUCGAACGGGGAUUUUACGAAGCAGGUUCACAGGCAGGCGAGUGUCAACCAGUCACAAGGUAACCUCAGUUUACCACAAACGUACCUCGGCAGAACCUUCAUGAACGAAAACCAGGGGGGUUCUCGAGGGCCCAGGAUCUUCGUCAAUGACAUUUGACCAGAAACGUAAGCGCUAAAUGAAGCUAAUGAGCAUUUAUGAAGGCGAAUGUUACCAGUAAAGUAUGAAAUAUUACCCACAGUUAAAACAAAAGCACAUGAACAUUUAACAUCAUACAUUUACAUUUAAGUUCUCAUCUGAUCAUC